AUGAAAGAAGAGCAGCUGCUUGUGAAUCAUGAAGAUGAAUCGUUGGGGUAUGCAAGCUCCUCACCGCAACUAGUGCAAAACCCUGUUGUGGCCUGGGCAGUUAGAGGCCUCGGCUUGUUGCUCUUUUUCGUAGUGGUUCUAGUGGUCCAAGGAAGCCCUUUGCAGGCUCCACGCGUGACCCGCCUAGCGACCGAGGCAACCACGUGGGUAGAGAUGCUACCAACUGACGUUGUCAGUCAUAUGGAUAGAAAUGUGGAUCCGUGUGACGACUUGUACACGUUUAGUUGCGGCUCAUGGCUGAAAAAUAUGAAGAUUCCGGAAGACGAGUCGAGUGUGUCCUUGAUCAUGGAUAAGUUAAAUGAUGAGAAUGAAAAGGUGUUGAAGCACGUGAUGCAGCAAGGUUGGCCGCUCGUGGGCGAGUUGUACGACUCGUGUAUGAGCUUUAACAACACGAGCAGUACGACGGCGGAUGACGCGUCGUUAAAGGUCCUGUCGCCAGUUUUAGAGCAGAUUGCUGCGACAAAGAACAAGAGAAAGCUGUUUCGAUUGGCAGGAGUCUUGUUCAAAACAGGAACAAGCUUUGUGACAAGACUUAAUAUCGAUGCGGAUGCUCGAGAAACGACCGUGAACGCGUUGUAUGUAUCGCAAAAUGGACUGUCACUGCCAGAUUUACCGUAUUAUAUGGACCGCAAGAAGUUUGACUCCAUCAGUGACGCAUUCCAUGCGUACGUGGUGAAGUUGUUUAUGUUAGCUGGAUGGGGGUCGCGUGCAGCAGCAUCGCAAGCUUCUACAGUGAUUGGCUUUGAACAAAUGCUUGCACCGCUUUUCGUACCGAUUGAUGAUCCUGUCGCAACGUACAAUCGCAUGAGCGUGGCCCAAGCUGCUGAUAGAUAUCCGUUGGUUUUCUCCGAGUUUUUAAAGGGUGCAGGGAUACUUAGGAACCUCACAGAUCAGAACGCUGACGUGAUCGUGCAAACGCCAGAAUUUUUUAAGCAUGUUGAACAGCUCGUGACUGGAGAUUCUGUGACUUUGGAGACCCUGAAAGCUGUACUGAUGUACCAGUUCAUCAGCGCCAAGGCAGAAUACCUUAGCGAGCCUUUCAUUCAGGCGAAAUUCUCCUUUUUUGAUCGAAUUAUCAGCGGUCAGAAAAAGCGUUCCCCGCGUUGGAAGGUGUGCCUUCACCAUGUUACUGAAAGCUUUCCUGAUUUAGUGGGCAAGCAUUUUGCGCACCUUCGGUUCGACAAAACUAGUAGGCAACUUGCCAGCAAACUUGUGGCGCAAGUUCAAGCUUCGAUGCAGAAUAACCUCAAGCAGAUGGAUUGGCUGGAUGGGCCUACUCGGCAAGCCGCUGUUGAUAAGCUAGACAAGAUGACUAAUCUUAUUGGGUAUUCGACUGUCUCCGAGCACUUUCCGUACAAACUACGUGGCGACGCACUACUUGCAGACAAUAUGCGAAUCAUCGUGGAGCAUCUGUUUUAUCGAUCUGUAGAACAGAUCGGUGGUUCAGUGAACCGCAACGAAUGGAUAGAGACGGGUGCUGAAGCGGGCGCGUACUAUAACCCGCAAAUGAACCAGAUCGUACUCCCUGCUGGCAUCCUACAGUCGCCAUUUUUCGCUUCGGAACAUCACCCUGCACGCAACUUUGCUUCUACUGGUCAUACCAUCGGUCACGAACUCAUUCAUGGCUUUGAUGCCUCCGGAAGAUAUUACGAUGGUGACGGCAGCUUGCAGAACUGGUGGAGCAACGACACAGCAAACAAGUUUUUACAGCGGGCUGAUUGUCUCGUGAAGCAAUACAAUAGUUUUGCAGCGACGAGUGAUGCAGAUCAGGAUAAGGUGCUUGGUUACGUCGACGGGAGCUUCACCUUAAAUGAGAAUAUCGCCGACAAUGGCGGCCUCAAGUUGUCGUUUAACGCAUAUCAAACAUACAUGAACAAGCAGGCCCGAGAGCUGAGCAAGGUGAGUGAAGCCGAAGUGACAAAGCUGACUAGUUCAAUGAGCCAAGUCUUACCUGCUGAUGUAGCCGACAAACUUUUCUUCAUCUCGUUCGCUCAGAGUUUUUGCGAUAAGACAAGCGACGCCAUGACGAUACAACGCCUAGUCGCAGACUCGCACUCGCCCGCGCGGUUGCGCAUUAACGGAGCUGCAAGGAAUUCGCGCGACUUUGCACGCGUGUUCUCGUGUCCCACUAGCUCGCCCAUGAACCCGAAGACAAAGUGUCAGCUAUGGUAG
Messenger RNA from Peronospora farinosa, 2232 nucleotides. NCBI's taxonomy places the organism in Eukaryota, Oomycota, Peronosporomycetes, Peronosporales, Peronosporaceae. The record is from the annotation of a GenBank genome assembly.